Aspergillus melleus is the source of this 1239-nucleotide messenger RNA. RefSeq lists its product as uncharacterized. Bases 1 to 1239 code for a protein of 412 amino acids. NCBI's taxonomy places the organism in Eukaryota, Fungi, Ascomycota, Eurotiomycetes, Eurotiales, Aspergillaceae. The transcript has 4 exons. The record is from RefSeq and is a predicted model, not a curated record.
AUGUCUCAGAAACCCAUCUUCGUGGCGACUCACCCCCGAGCCUGCUCGACGGCUUUCGAACGAGUCUUUAUGACUCGUCGGGAUACUAUUCAGUGUAUUCACGAGCCAUUUGGCGAUGCCUUCUACUAUGGCCCCGAGAGAUUGGGCACCAGAUUUGCCAACGAUGAAAAGGCUCGUCUGGAGAGUGGCUUCAGCCAGUCCACGUAUCGGACUGUGAUGGAUAGAAUCGAGCGUGAAGCUUCCGAGGGCAAGAGAAUCUUCAUUAAAGACAUCAUCCACUAUCUUCUCCCUCCCAGUGGAAAACCCGCCAGCAUCGCGCCAUCCCUGAACAGAAUCAAGCGUGGCGUCGGAACGGGAAGCUCUGUGCCCGUAGACAACGCCUCGGUCGGAGGCAUGAACGGCAAUGGCGUCGCUCAUGAAUCCUCCGACCACCACCCGGACGGGGUCACCAACGGUGCGGGAAAGCAGCCGAAUGGCCACCAGGAAGAGGCGGUCGCAAAUGGGACACACGAGCAGCAGUCCAAGCAGACUGCCUCGUCACUCCCAUACGACACCCUGCCUGAGCCUGGCAACCCCACCGUGAUGCCCCUGUCCAUCCUCUCCCAGUUCCAUUUUGCCUUCCUCAUCCGCGACCCGCACUACAGCGUGCCGUCGUAUUUCCGCUGCACCAUCCCGCCGCUGGACGACGUCACGGGCUUCUAUUAUUACGACCCCGCCGAGGCCGGGUACGACGAGGUGCGACGCACCUUCGAUUACCUGCGCAGCGUGGGGCUCAUCGGUCCGCACAUCGCGACGAGGGAGGACGACGCCGACGAGCUAGACGGCAGCUCGAAGAAGCUGAAGCCGGUGGUCGGCGGUCUUGGGGCAGGCCAUGAAUCCGGAGCUGAGAUCUGCGUCGUCGACGCCGACGACAUGCUGGACAAGCCGGCUCCGAUGAUGGAAGCCUUCUGUCGCAGCGUCGGCAUCGAUUAUAGUCCCAGCAUGCUGGACUGGGACAACGAGGACGAUCAUCGAUUCGUGAGUGAGGCGUUCGAGAAGUGGAGGGGAUUCCAUAACGAUGCAAUCGAGUCGGGAGGGCUGGUGGCUAGAAAGCAUGCCCGCCCCGUCAAGACAGAAGAAGAGUUUGACGCCGACUGGACCAAGAAGUUUGGCCCCGAAGGCGCCGCCCAGAUUCGCAAAGCCGUGGAUCAGAACAUGGCAGACUACUUGUAUAUGAAGCAAUUUGCCAUGAAGGUGUAG